GACACGACCUGUAAGAAAACGCUUUCGUGCUCUGUAGAACAAUCUGGACUGAAGCAAUACUGCUGAUCUACUUGCUGGGCUUCAGGAGUUGUCUGACACAAUCCUAAAGCCACAGGAGAUUCCUUCAAAAAACCUGUUGAGGAGAGAGAAAUUUUCCUCAGAAGACUGGAAAAGAGCAAAAGUGGUACUUCUCUUAAGAAGGUGGAAAGGAAGGAGUUGGAAAAACUAGAUCUGUAAUCCUGGCUUUAGCACUUGAAGGAAAUACUGAAAUCACCCACCAAAGAAUCUGUUUGCAAGCAUGGAGAAUUCAAGUCAGCGGGCAGAAAUUACCAACAGCAGUGAGGAUUGCAGCUUUACAGAGAUUGACAAAUUGGCAUGGCAGGUGCAGCUGAGGAUCUCCAUCCCCACCUUCAUCCUGGGGCUGGUUCUCAACAGCCUGGCUCUGUGUGUGUUCUGCUGCUUUUGGAGAAAGCAGACCAAGACCUCGGUGUACAUGAUCAGCCUGGCUCUGGCAGACGUCCUGCUGCUCCUCUCACUGCCACCAAAGCUCUACUACUCUGUCACCUGGGCGCCUGGACUGCUGUGCUCCUUCAUACAGGCUCCUUACUUCGUCAACACCUACACCAGCAUCUUCAUCAUUGUCUGCAUCACUGUGGACAGGUACAUCUGCAUAAGGCACCCGUUUGAAGGUCGAGCUAACCAAUCCCCCAGGUGGGCUGUCUUGAUUUGCUGCUUCAUCUGGGCAGCAGCUUGGAUCUGCAGCAGCCCAAUGUAUGUGUUUCACAGGAAGGAAUCUAUUAAAUGCUUUCACAACAUGUCAGAGCAGACGUGGAGUGUCCCCUUCAUUGUUUCUGUGGAAGUAUUUGGGUUUCUGAUCCCGCUUGCAGUGAUGGUUUUCUGCUCUGCUCAAACCAUCUGGAUUCUUUGGAAUCACAGAACUCAUGACGAGAAGAGCGUGGAAGAAAGGGGCUCGUUGCGAGUAAUCGUCAUCAACCUCGUGGUGUUUCUGGUGUGCUUCACCCCCGUGCACCUCGGCAUCUUCCUGCAGUGCCUGGUGAGGCAGCAUGUGAUCGUGGGCUGCAGCGUGAAGCAGAGCAUCAGCCUGUUCCUCCAGGUGUCCAUGACGUUUGCCAACCUCAACUGCUGCCUCGAUGCCAUCUUCUACUAUUUUGCUGCAAAGGAAUUCCUCAAGAAAACACACCUGAAGAGGGUGACUGAGGUGUGUCCUGUCUUUAACCCCUGUGCCAUGCGAUGGCACUGCCAGCAGUGGGAGAAUGCCCCUUGCCAGGACACUGACACUGCUACACCUGACACGGCAGGGACUGUCCCAUUGGGAGAAGUACAGUGAUUUUCCAAUGAAGGCAAACCUGCUCCAUACUUUUCUUCCUUUUAAAAAGGAAGGAGAAAAAAGUUAGAUUAAGGAACCAGCAUUAGCAAAGUGACAGACUGACACCAAAAGAAGCAUUAGCCUUGACAGUAUCUA
Sturnus vulgaris (Common starling) is the source of this 1483-nucleotide messenger RNA. It is a transcript of the gene GPR55, whose product is annotated as G protein-coupled receptor 55. Lineage: Eukaryota; Metazoa; Chordata; Aves; Passeriformes; Sturnidae. Gene Ontology annotation, biological process: positive regulation of Rho protein signal transduction; phospholipase C-activating G protein-coupled receptor signaling pathway. Gene Ontology annotation, molecular function: cannabinoid receptor activity. The record is from RefSeq and is a predicted model, not a curated record. Gene Ontology annotation, cellular component: plasma membrane.